GGCUGCCUUUUAAAGGAAACCCACCCGGGAUCCCAUUCCCCAGUCGGACGGAGGUCAGGACACGGAGCGGAGCGUCUCAAGCAAAACACUCCCCUUGCCUAUCGCCCGUCUUCAGUCGCCCUUUUACUCGCCUUGUGAGCGCCGCUAGCUCGUCCUCGUUAUGUAUCGCUAUUUUGGGGAGCUGCUGAGCCGCUCGGCGGGCAGCGCUCUGGCCUCGAGCUGCGUGGACUCUGCUCUCCCGGCGUCCGCCUCCCUGUUGCGGGUGCGCCGCUAUGCCGACGCGGCGGAGCAGCCCGACGACCCCAACUUCUUCCGCAUGGUGGAGGGCUUCUUCGACCGCGGCGCCGCCAUCGUGGAAGACAAACUGGUCGAGGACCUGCGGACGCGCGAGACCCCCGAGCAGAAGCGGCACCGUGUGCGGGGAAUCCUGCGCAUCAUCAAGCCGUGCAACCACGUCCUGAGUGUCUCCUUUCCCAUCAAGAGGGACAACGGCGAGUGGGAGGUGGUGGAGGGCUACCGCGCCCAGCACAGCCAGCACCGGACCCCCUGCAAAGGAGGUAUCCGUUACAGCACCGACGUGUCCGUGGAUGAAGUGAAAGCUCUGGCCUCUCUGAUGACCUACAAGUGUGCUGUUGUUGAUGUGCCGUUUGGGGGAGCCAAGGCCGGCGUCAAGAUCAACACCAAGAAUUAUUCUGAUAACGAGCUAGAGAAGAUCACCAGGAGAUUCACCAUCGAGCUGGCCAAGAAGGGCUUCAUCGGCCCCGGCAUCGACGUCCCAGCUCCAGACAUGAGCACAGGCGAGCGAGAAAUGUCUUGGAUCGCCGACACGUACGCCAACACCAUCGCUCACACCGACAUCAACGCCCACGCCUGCGUGACAGGAAAGCCCAUCAGCCAGGGCGGCAUCCACGGCCGCAUCUCGGCCACCGGUCGCGGAGUCUUCCACGGCAUCGAGAACUUCAUCAACGAGGCGUCGUACAUGAGCAUGCUGGGCCUGACACCCGGCUUCAAGGAUAAGACAUUCAUCGUCCAGGGUUUUGGCAACGUGGGCCUGCACUCCAUGAGGUACCUGCACAGGUACGGUGCCAAGUGCGUGGGCGUGGGUGAGAUUGACGGCUCCAUUUACAAUCCAGACGGCAUUGACCCCAAACAGCUGGAGGACUACAAACUGCAACACGGCACCAUUGUGGGCUUCCCGGGGGCCAAGCCUUACGACGGCAACAUCCUGGAAGCCGACUGCCACAUCCUGAUCCCGGCCGCCGGGGAGAAGCAGCUUACUCGUCACAAUGCCCCCAGAAUCAAGGCCAAGAUCAUUGCCGAGGGUGCCAACGGCCCCACCACCCCAGAUGCAGACAAGAUCUUUCUGGCCAGCAAUGUCAUGGUCAUCCCUGACAUGUACCUCAACGCAGGAGGUGUGACCGUGUCCUAUUUCGAGUGGCUGAAGAAUCUCAACCACGUCAGCUACGGGCGCCUGACCUUCAAGUAUGAGCGAGAUUCCAACUAUCACCUGCUCAUGUCCGUGCAGGAGAGUCUGGAGAGGAAGUUUGGCAAGCAGGGAGGCCCCAUCCCCAUCGUGCCCACCGCUGACUUCCAGGCGAGAGUUGCUGGUGCCUCUGAGAAGGACAUUGUCCACUCUGGUCUGGCCUACACCAUGGAGAGAUCUGCCCGGCAAAUCAUGCGCACGGCCGCCAAGUACAACCUGGGCCUGGACCUGCGGACGGCAGCCUACGUCAACGCCAUCGAGAAGGUCUUCAAGGUCUACAACGAGGCCGGGCUCACCUUCACAUAAGCGGCCGGGCGCCGGCACGCACGUUUACUCCCCCAAACCUCCUCCUCGUUGUCUUCCCCACCACUCUGUCCUCUCUACCGCAGCCUUCAGAACAUAACGAGCGUCUGUGGGCCUGCAGGUCUUUGCUUCUGCUUUCGAUAUACGACGAGAGGCAGGCUCACCUUGUAAUAGUGUCUUUGUUUCCCUGACGUUGAAACAGCAGGCGUCGGACCAACUCGUCCAUCAUAUCCCAUCGUCGUAAUUUUGAUAUCCACGCCCCUUUUUGUGUGUGUGUGUGUGUGUGUGUGGUUUGAGCCCACAACAAUGCAGAUGCCUUACUGAUGGGAUGAAAGGAGAAUUACAUGUAGUCAUAAAACAAACAGGAAGAAUCCCACUACCCCCGCCCCCACAUAUAGUACUAUUUUAACCGUCCACAUCCUCAUUUUGAAAUAAUUUACGAGGAAAUUACUGUUUAUUUGUAUUUUACUGCUUUUUUGGGAAAAUAAUAAAAUGUUAAGAAAAAUAAA
Molecule: messenger RNA, 2295 nt
Organism: Doryrhamphus excisus (bluestripe pipefish)
Lineage: Eukaryota; Metazoa; Chordata; Actinopteri; Syngnathiformes; Syngnathidae
Gene: glud1b
Product: glutamate dehydrogenase 1b
Biological process (GO): L-glutamate catabolic process
Cellular component (GO): mitochondrion
Molecular function (GO): L-glutamate dehydrogenase (NAD+) activity
Source: RefSeq, a predicted model, not a curated record